UCCCUCAGCCAAUGAAGGCUUGUCACAGGGGACUCACGUGGACGAGGCGCUCUUAAAACCUAGCUCCUGACUUUUCCUCAAGUUCAAUUUUUUGGGAUUCCCUCUCACCCCCAUCACAUCCCGUCCUUUUACUUGCCAGUUGUGACUAUUUAACCCAGUUUACCUCUCCUUUUCUCGCCUGCUUGCGGCGCGCAUCGCUUCGUCCCACGUCUUCCGCUUGCUCUUCUUUCCGCUGCAGCUCUCGGACUCCCCUCUCACUCUCUCUCUCCCUCUCUCUCUCUGUGCUCCGAGUUUUUGAGGUUUUGUUCAUCUUCUGUAAAGAAUGCGAACAGUUUUUGUCCGUUGUCUGAGUGCUUACAUGACGAGCUGCCUUCUACAUUCUCCUCCGCGCCUCUGUACCUGUCCAUGGUGCUGAAAGACAACGGUGCGCUGCUACUCCUCAAAUAGACAUUAUUUCUACAUCUUUUCUCGUCCUGCAGGUGAGAUACAUUUAUCUACAACAGGCUCAUCUUCCAACUAAGGCUUCUGAACUUAAAGCAGAAGGAGUUUGUCCCGAAGAAAUAAUCGAUUGUGACUCUAAAAGAGUACAGCGGCUGCAUCGCUUUCACGAGGACUCGUCUUUUAUCCGACAGAAAGAAGAACAAUCGGAUGCAUGGACGGUUGUUGUAACGCAACUUAGACUGGAGAUAUUCUCUGUUUGAGGAAGAGGAAAUAGCGGAUGAAUUAUCUUUUAUUUUGACGUAUCCAAAAACAUUUAGGCUACUUGCUGCGGGGGAAAGUGGGUACUCCUUCUCUUCUGCUGGAUCAACAGAGACUUCAACACCCUUCUCACCACCAAAGUAAAACUUGUCCUGAAUACCAAAUGGUUGUUUGAGGAGGCCCCGAUCAAGACAAUGGAGACGUCCGCCAACGGGUCCAGUUUCGGCAUCGACUCGCUGCUGUCCCACAGGCCGGGAAGCCCGGUGUCCAAAGGGGACAGUCUGGUGGGGGAGUGCCGCUCGCCUCUGGAGUUCAGCCCGAGAUCAGACGCGGAGUCCGGCUGCUCGUCGCCUCCGUCUCCGAGGAGGGAAUGUGUGGAUGAGAUGGCCCAGAGGCAAGGUCACGGUGUGGGCCUGCCGCCGCACCUGCAACACGCACAGAUCUCGGCGGGGUCGCAGCAGAGGACCGUGACCUCGUCGUUUCUCAUCAGAGACAUUCUCGCGGACUGUAAGCCUCUAGCCGCCUGCGCGCCCUACUCCAGCAAUGGGCAGCCGACUCAGGAGGCAGGGAGGCUGGUGUCCAAGAUAGCGGACGACUUUAUGGAGAAAAUCCACAGCAACUCGUCGUCAGACAGCGAAUAUAAAGUGAAGGAGGAGGGGGACAGGGAGAUCUCCAGCAGCAGAGACAGCUCUCAGGUCCGGCUGAAAAAGCCCAGGAAGGCCCGGACGGCCUUCACGGACCACCAGCUGGCCCAGCUGGAGCGCAGCUUCGAGCGCCAGAAGUACCUGAGCGUCCAGGACCGCAUGGAGCUGGCGGCCUCACUCAACCUCACCGACACACAGGUCAAGACCUGGUACCAGAACCGGAGGACAAAGUGGAAGAGGCAGACGGCGGUGGGACUCGAGCUGCUGGCGGAAGCAGGAAACUACUCCGCCCUGCAGAGGAUGUUCCCGUCCCCGUACUUCUACCCUCAGAGUCUUGUGUCCAAUCUGGACCCCGGAGCGGCCCUCUACCUGUACAGGGGCCCCUCGGCGCCCCCGCCAGGCCUGCAAAGACCCCUUGUCCCGCGGAUCCUGCUGCAUGGACUGCAAGGGGGCAGCGAGCCGCCCCCUCCGCCUCCUCUGCCCCCAAUGUCCGGCGUGCUUUCUCGGCCAGGUCAGCAGCGGUGAGCCGACCCCCUGCUGAUUUCUUUGUUUUUUUUUUACAUACGCCCACCCUGGCAGCUUUUGGACUUUUUAGAUGAAAUGAAACAAAGACACAAACGAAAAAAAACAAACAAAAAAACAACCCGUGAUGAACACGCGUAACAGAAAAAGGAAAACUGUUGAUGGCCUUUUUAUGGAACGAAAUGACCAACAGACUGAACUCUGUGGACGGAGCUCUGUGACUCUGUGUCAAUGUGUGGAAAAGAUAUUCUUUUGUUAUUUUUUGAGGGGGUUUUGAGCUUUAUUUAUUAUUUAUUUAUUUUUCAAUUUUAAUCAAAGAAACUAA
Molecule: messenger RNA, 2190 nt
Organism: Labrus mixtus (cuckoo wrasse)
Lineage: Eukaryota; Metazoa; Chordata; Actinopteri; Labriformes; Labridae
Gene: barhl1b
Product: BarH-like homeobox 1b
Exons: 3
Coding region: 894-1868 (324 amino acids)
Biological process (GO): regulation of transcription by RNA polymerase II
Cellular component (GO): nucleus
Molecular function (GO): RNA polymerase II transcription regulatory region sequence-specific DNA binding; DNA-binding transcription factor activity, RNA polymerase II-specific
Source: RefSeq, a predicted model, not a curated record